Messenger RNA from Strongylus vulgaris, 219 nucleotides. The record is from the annotation of a GenBank genome assembly. NCBI's taxonomy places the organism in Eukaryota, Metazoa, Nematoda, Chromadorea, Rhabditida, Strongylidae.
AUGUUGAAGCGAAGGAACACGCCAACAACUCGCAAUGGAGAUUGUUUUAUGCUCUGCACCCACGACGCUAAGACAGUCUCCAAUGCCGACCUUCACGCCCUUCUUGAAGCUGCAGUGCGCAUUGACUACCACGUGUCUUGCAGGGAACAAAGUCCAGGACAGGAGGCAGCUGCACUCAUCAUUCGUGGUGAGAACGUCACGGAACGUUGGAGACGUUAA